AUGGGGGAGACAGAUGGAUCGGGUCAAGGCCCUGAAGGGACAGAGUCUCCCACCACCAAGGGCCGCCCCAAGCUGAGCGUGCUCCCCCUGGUCGCUUUGAUCUUCUAUGAUGUGUCCGGCGGUCCGUUCGGCAUCGAGGACUCGGUCCGCACCGGGGGAGGACCCCUCCUGGCUCUCCUUGGGUUCCUCCUUUUCCCUCUCAUUUGGAGUAUUCCCGAAGCUCUCAUCACCGCGGAGCUCGCCACUUGCUUUCCUGAGAACGGCGGCUAUGUCCUUUGGAUAUCCUCCGCCUUCGGCCCCUUCUGGGGAUUCCAGGAAGGGCUCUGGAAAUGGUGCUCCGGUGCCAUAGACAACGCUCUUUAUCCCGUCCUCUUCCUCGACUACCUAAAACAUUCCGUCCCAGCCCUCGAACACCCUUCCUACCGUGUCCCCGCCCUGCUCGCUGUCACCAUCGCCCUCACCUAUCUCAAUUACCGGGGUCUCCACAUUGUGGGCUUCUCCGCUGUUGCCCUGGCGGCUUUCUCUCUUCUCCCGUUCGUCGCCAUGACUAUACUUGCAAUUCCCAAGCUGCAGCCCCGGCGGUGGUUAGUGGUGGAUCUUCGGAAGGUGCAGUGGAAGGGCUACUUCAACAACAUGUUCUGGAACCUGAAUUACUGGGACAAGGCGAGCACGUUGGCUGGAGAGGUGGAAGAUCCCAGCCGUACCUUCCCUAGGGCCAUAUAUGGGGCCGUUGCCCUGGUGGUGGCCAGUUACCUUGUUCCCUUAAUGGCGGGGACGGGUGCUCUGGAUCGCUCGAAGACGGAAGAGUGGAGCGACGGGUACUUCGCACAGGUGGGGUUACUUAUUGGCGGCGUGUGGCUAAAGUUGUGGAUCCAGGCGGCGGCCGGGAUGUCAAACAUGGGGCUGUUUGAAGCCGAGAUGACCAGUGACGCUUUUCAGUUGCUUGGAAUGAGUGAAAUAGGAAUGCUCCCAGCAAUAUUCGCUAAUAGGUAUUGAUUUCUUUCACUGGGACAUCAAUCAUCCAAAGCUGUGACCUUGUAACUAACACUGUCAUUUCCUAUGCUUUCGUAGGUAAUAUAGGUAAAAUUGUCGGCCAUUAUCUCCGUAGGAUUGUCCCUGGUGCCUAGAUCAAGGCAUAAUCUUAUUUCUCUCAUAAUUUCUUGUUAAUGAACUCUGGCUCUGUGGAUUAGAAUGAGGAGAACGUAUUUACAAAAACUUUAUCGUAAUGUUUCCAAUUGGCAUCAUUUAACCUCUAGUCACAGCACCUGGAUGAAUUGGGAAUGCCUUUAUAAACCUUGAUUCAUCCGAUUUCUCAUUGUACCCAACAUGUUUCUUUUUCUCGUUAAGAAAGUGGGCAAGGAUUCUUACAGUUCUUUGUUGUUCAUGUUGACAUUUUAGAUCGAAGUAUGGAACGCCGACGAUCAGCAUUUUGUGCUCUGCAACUGGGGUCUUACUCUUGUCGUGGCUGAGCUUCCAGCAGAUCAUAGAAUUUCUUAAUUUCUUGUAUGCUCUUGGGAUGCUGCUGGAAUUUGCAGCCUUCGUAAGACUCAGGAUCAAGAAGCCAGAUCUUCACAGACCUUACAGGAUUCCUCUGGGUACUUUUGGGGUCACGGUUUUUUGUCUGCCCCCUUCUCUUCUGAUUGUUCUAGUGAUGUCCCUUGCCUCAGCUAGAACAUUUAUCGUGAGUGGAAUUGUCAUCCUAUUUGGAUUCCUUCUAUACCCUGGAAUCGAAUAUGCGAAAGAGAGGAGAUGGGCUGUUUUUUAUUCUACACCCAUGAGCUCCGGUGGCUACUCUGACACUAUUCCAGUUAUAUCUCAGCAAGAUGAGCAUGUCGUCGAUGAAGCCUCAAAGAGCCUCUUAAAGGAUGCUGCUCAAGGAUCAUCAGAUGGGGUGUUUAAAUCCGCCUAA
Spirodela intermedia is the source of this 1909-nucleotide messenger RNA. The record is from the annotation of a GenBank genome assembly. NCBI's taxonomy places the organism in Eukaryota, Viridiplantae, Streptophyta, Magnoliopsida, Alismatales, Araceae.